CAUCUCUCUCUCUCUCUCUCAAUACUUCAUAGCAUUUCACUGAUACUCUUCCUUGUGAACGCCAAACCCUAAACCCCUCCUCCUCCUCUUCUCGUAAUGUGAUCAGUUGGAAAGCAUUUCUCGUCGAGAGGACACGUUUUGGGAGGUAGGGACAGCGUUGUGUACAGACCAAGAUUGUAGAAGCUGAUGAUUGUCGAUUUUCGAGCGAGAGAGAGGUUCGUCGGGGCACGAUGAGCUGUGAAUCUUUCGAAUCGCAUGUCGAUGUCCGAGGGGAGGGAGGGAGGGUGAGGAGAAAGGACUGCCAUACGCUACUCUCCAAUUUGUACACCGUCUGGGUUCGUAAGCUUCGCUGAUUAUCAACAUACAUCAUUGCAUCUUGUACGCCUAGCGCCAUCAAAAUCCGGUCGGUGCGAACAUAAACACCGACCACACGAUUCUCCGCAUCGUGACCCGGGCCGAUGAUCGGAAGGAUAAUGCCAUGCCGUGUGCGUCAGACGCUUCUGAUUCCCUCAAAGCUUCUUCAUCUGGGCUUGUCCUCCACAGAGUUACAUUAUCGGUGUAAAUAUCUUUCAAUUUCUUCCCUGAGGCUGAAGCUCUCGCUUUCAUGAUAAUGACGGUGCUGUUUUGAAGACCAUUAGUUUAAUGUGAUGUAUGUAAAGCUUGCGAGCAGGAUCUGGGAUUAGUUGCUGUUUACGAGUCACGACCAAGAAUCACAGCUCCCUCUCCAGGCAGGCCUUCAAGGGAUAAGCAAAACGGGAAGGCAAAGGCUAUCAAGAAAAACGAUGAAGACGCGACCCAAGGGCAAUAAAGACCUACCAAGAGGUCCAAAGGAUUCGUACACAUUUUGGCCUCCUGGUCAUCAUAUGUGACCCGUACGAGGAACCAUUCGACUUUAAGACGACGGUCAAGUGACUUUGUGCGUGCAUUGAAGUGCCAGUGCUUGAAUGGCCAUGAUCCAUUGUAGUGUCACACUGAAUUUGAGACGGUAAUGCUCAUGGAAAUUCUAGAGGUUCUUUGGGACAUCGUAAUAUAUUCAUAGUUAUGGAAGGAGCAUCUUAAAGGUCUCCAGGGAUAGCCAGUCGCAAUUAAAAAAAUUCCACAAUCUGGAAUGAAGUAAGUAUGCUCCUGCCAUAUAGAAGAAUCGAACUCACAGGAUGUUCUCCAUGCACUUUCAGCGUGGUUUCCAAUAUUGACUCCUUCUAUUAUUCCAUAACAAAGUUUUAUACCCAAACCGAGAAUUUUCUACAUUGUCGUUAAGUAUGGCCCCGAAUUUCCUAGUGGCACACAAUCGAUUCCAACAUCUUUGGGUCACUUUUGCCAUCUCAAAGCAUAUUUGCUUGCAACUACAUUCGUCUUGCCCUUCAUGCCGUUUUAUUCAGUUCUACGUCUUGCCUCAGCCGUUUUUAAAGAGAGCGAGAGAAGCAUGAAUACCACCGAUCCAAUGAUUCAGCCUUGCGUCUAGUCUUCGACAAAAGAUGACAGGGAGCUCAAGCUGAGUUAUUGCAGCGUGGUGCUUAGCUUUUCAUGGCAAUAUAAGGGGACCCACAGAUAUUGGAUCACUUUAGCCAUUUCAAAUUCGUUCAUUACUUUCCAUUCAAUUUA
Molecule: messenger RNA, 1602 nt
Organism: Marchantia polymorpha subsp. ruderalis
Lineage: Eukaryota; Viridiplantae; Streptophyta; Marchantiopsida; Marchantiales; Marchantiaceae
Source: the annotation of a GenBank genome assembly